Salvia miltiorrhiza (redroot sage) is the source of this 1236-nucleotide messenger RNA. Its product is annotated as 1-aminocyclopropane-1-carboxylate oxidase 5-like. The transcript has 3 exons. Lineage: Eukaryota; Viridiplantae; Streptophyta; Magnoliopsida; Lamiales; Lamiaceae. Bases 130 to 1053 code for a protein of 307 amino acids. The record is from RefSeq and is a predicted model, not a curated record.
UAAAUACGCCUUCAUAGUUAAGCCAUUCAUCACCACUCCAUUACUACUAGUCUACUGUUGCAACUCUCAAUACAUUGAAAAAAAAUAUAUAUAGCCCAUUUUAUACUUAAAUUCUUGAUUGUGUUAUCAAUGGCGAUUCCGGUGAUUGAUUUCUCGAAGACGGAAGGAGAGGAGAGGGUCAAGACGCUGGCUGAGAUUGCUCAUUGCUGUCAAGAGUGGGGAUUCUUUCAGUUGGUGAAUCAUGGGAUCUCGGAGGAGCUCCUGGAGAGGGUGAAGAAGGUGGCGUCGGAAUGCUACAAGGUGGAGAGGGAGGCCGGUUUCGAGGAGUCGGAAGUGGUGAAGAAGUUGAAGGAGAAGCAGAGUGAUGAGAGGAUUGAAGAUUUUGAUUGGGAAGAUGUGUUCUUGCUCACUGAUCACAAUGCUCAAGAAUGGCCCUCCAAAACUGCUGGCUUCAAGGAGACCAUGGAGGAGUACAGAAGCGAACUGAAGAAACUGGCGAUGAGAGUGAUGGAAGCAAUGGAUGAGAACUUGGGCCUCCCAAAAGGGUACAUGAAGAGGGCAUUCAACGGCGGAGAAGAAGAAGAAGAAGAAGAAGCCUUUUUCGGGACGAAGGUGAGCCACUACCCACCGUGCCCGGAGCCGGAGAGGGUGGCGGGGCUGCGGGCCCACACGGAUGCGGGUGGGGUGAUACUGCUGUUCCAAGAUGAUGAGGUGGAGUCCCUCCAAAUCUUGAAAGAUGGAGAGUGGGUGGAUGUGCAGCCUCUGAGAAACGCCAUAGUCAUCAACACAGGUGAUCAGGUGGAGGUGCUCAGCAACGGCAGGUAUAAGAGCGUCUGGCACCGCAUUCUCGCCACACCACACGGCAACAGAAGGUCCAUUGCCUCCUUCUACAAUCCCUCCACCACCGCCACCAUUCAGCCGGCCCCUCAGCUGCUCCUCGAGGAGGUCCACCCAGAGUAUCCCAGCUUCGUGUUUGGAGACUACAUGUCUGUUUAUGCUGACCAGAAGUUUCUGCCUAAAGAGCCCAGGUUCCGAGCUGUCAAGGCACUGUAAAUUAGGAUUCCUAUAAUGGGACUCCUACUACAUGUGUAGUAGGUUGUGUGAUUUUAUGCUUCUUGUUUCACCAAAGUAAUGCAGUAGUUCCUCAAAUAAAAUGAUGUAGGGGACUGCUGUCAUAAUUUGUAAGGGAACGAAUAUAAUUGAUCAAAUGUCAAUACAGUUACUUGUUUUAUUCAA